Apis cerana (Asiatic honeybee) is the source of this 7733-nucleotide messenger RNA. RefSeq names its product PH domain leucine-rich repeat protein phosphatase (gene Phlpp). Lineage: Eukaryota; Metazoa; Arthropoda; Insecta; Hymenoptera; Apidae. The record is from RefSeq and is a predicted model, not a curated record. Gene Ontology annotation, molecular function: protein binding.
GACAGUUUCAUAAUUUUUUCGUUAAAAUUAUUUAUAUCGAAAUGUGGAAAAAAUAUUGAAAAUAUUCAUUAAAUGUAUAAUACUAGUGAAAAAUAGAAGUAAAUAUAAUAUAAUAAAGUACAACAAAGUGAUAGAUAGAUAGAAAAUCAGUUGAAAUUCUCGAUUGAGAAUUUGAAGGAAAACUGAUUUCGAUACUACGCAGUUUCUGUAAAUUUUAAAUUCUAUCGAAAAGAUAAUAUAAGAGAAAAAAAUAUGAUAAAAUUUGUUUAAAAAGUGAUUUCAGCAAUGUGCAUUCUCAGUGAGAAAACAUUCAGUUGAACAAUGUGCCUAUAUUUUUUAUAUUCUCAAAUAUCCUGUUUUCUAUUUUCCUGUGAAAUCAACGGUUAAACGACAAUCAUCAUGGCGGACGUGCAACUGCAGAUUCUUGAAAUAUUUUCUCAAUAUGAUAAACGCAAACAAAUUCAUCGCGCACCUAAACGUCAACAAAGUGAAGGCGAGCAAAAACUCGCCAACCUCAAGGAUUCCAAACACGACAACAACUCUUCGCCACGAUGAAUUCUGAAAAUUGGGCGAGCAAGAAUUUUCCAAGAAUUUUCGUCUACCGUCAACAAAGGAAAGGACAGUAGUUCGUGCCCGUUUCGAAAUUCGUCGUUCGAUAUAAUUGUGUACGAAAAUUUUGUUUUGUACGCGUCGUUCAGUCUUAUAUCGAGCGCCGUCCUCGUAGGACGUUUCCCCGUUUCUCUCUCGCGUUCGAAUACGAGUAAAACGUGGCGUGGUAUCGUGAUAUUUCGCGAUGAAACGUAGCGUAGCUAAAUUCGCGAUUCGAUCGAGCUUUGUUCGAGCAGUGCAUCGCAACUCGCCAACCUCAUCUAUAUUCUCCUGCGAGAUGUCUUAGAGACGUCAUCUCUUGGAUGCUGUGGAGGUGGAUCUGCUAUCGGGGCCUUCAACCUUGCAAAAUUCCCUCGUAAAACAACCGAAAUCCGGUCGAUCGACGCAACAAACCCUGAAAGAAUCGAUCGGCGGAGCGAAUGAUCCGCGAGCGAAAUGGUGAUCGCGAGCGGAUCCGCCUGCGGUGGGGCGUCGAGCAAGCUUAGGAGGUCCCGAAGAUUGUCCUCGACGAGGGGUUUGAAGCGGGUGGUCGAAGAGGGGGCCGGGCGGAGCAAGGAAGUGGAGACGAGGAGGACGGCGGCGAUGAAUUGGGAGCUGAACGAGAGGAUCAGCCUGAGCAGCGGCUCGAGUCCCGGCUUGGCGGUUCGGGCGGACGCGAGGAGGGGGAUAGAGUUGAGCGGGAGCCGGAAGAAGGUUGACGCGUGGUCGUGGAGAGGGCGCGUGGAGACGGGACUGGAGCUGAUGAACGUGUCGGGGUUCCAGCAGGGGGAGCAGGACAAGAGGCGUGGCAAGGACACGCUCGAGGAGAAGAAGGGGGCCGUGAUCAAGAGCGACUCCAAGUACGAGAUAGGGGUCCCCGGCAGCGAUCCGGGGUCGUCCGGGAAGUGGAGCAAGCAGAGGAGACAGCAGGUGUCGUCCGGCGGCGGCGGGUCGUCCAAGUCGCGGAAGUCGAAGAGCGAGAAGGAGGGGGAGAAGGGGGAGAGGAAGUGGGUGGGCGGGAGAAAGAAGACGGAGAAAACGAACGACUCGAUCUCGAAGAGGUUGGAGCUGAUACACGAGCUGAAUCAGAAGAUCCUGGCCAACUACGAGCGGUUCCAGCAGAGGUCCAGGUCGAAGAACCACAGCGCGAAGGAGGGUAAAUGCGAUGGUUGGAAGAAGGAGCAGGGCAGGAGCCGCGGGUCGGGGAAGGAGGAGGAGGACGCCGAAGCGAAGCGGAAGGGUAGCAGAGGCGCGAAGCCGGCGCAAAGAUCGUGCGACCGGGACUGUUCGAGGAGGAUGGACCAAGUUUCGACCAAGAAACAGUCCGCCUCCUCGCCCUCCUCCUGCUCUUCGUCCGAGCCGAGAACGUUGCGGGAUAACGAGAACUUCAUCAUGGCGGCGAGGCCAGGCUUGUGCGGAGCUGAGGAUAAGGAGGAAGCCGAACACCGCGGGGGGGAGUGGAAAGACAGCGAUCGUCUGGGCAGCUCGAGGUUGUAUCCGGAAAGAUACGAUUCGGAGGGGAUCUCGCGCGCGGGGGACGAGGCGAAGGUCGAGCGCGGUGGAGCCCGCGACGAGGAGAGGGUUGGCGAUCGGUUGGCGAUCGAGGAGGUCCCGCGGGAUGUACGGGGCUGCGAGAGGACUGUGGAGAGGUGGUUGGACGGGGAGGGAGGGAAGAAGGAGGAGGUGGAGGAGGAAGCGGCGUGGGACGAGAAGAGGAGGAAGACCGCGACGGGGAAGAAGAAGAAGAGGAGGGAGAAAUCGGGGAGCGAAGGAGCGAUGGACAGCAGCGGCGGGUGCUCGGCGACGAGCGGCGAGGCGAUGAGCGGGCCGAAAGUGGCCAGGCUCCAAGAGACGUUUAAUUCCUCUUGGGACUCUGGCGUCGGCGUGGAUGUCGGGAACGGUGGAAGCGGUUGGGUGAGGAUACACACGGGGAUCGAGAGCAGCCUCGUCUAUCUCACUGUCGAUACCACGGCGAGAGACGUGUGCAGGGACAUGCUGUUGGGCGACGACUUGUCUCUGUUUAUACAGUAUGGAGGGGAAUCCGGAAGGAGAUUGGCUUCUGAAGAGAAACCGCUCGAGAUACAAGACCAAUUUCUCCAAAAGCUCGGAUACCAGGACGUAUCGAGACGGUCCCGGCUCGGGGUCGAUCCUGAAUUACGACACCUCAUCGCCUUCCACGUGGGACCCGCAUCCCCCUUGCCCGAGCUUCACGGAUACAGCCGUUGCGGCCACGCUUUGGUAUUGAAGGGGUUGGUUUUCCCCCAGUGGAAGAGGCGGCCACUGGCCGUCAUCGGAUCCAGGCUGUUCCUUUAUCCAGCCUGUCCUGAAUCUCGGCCAGAGUGGAUGGAACUGGCCGGUGGGGGUGCGGUGUGCUAUGCCCCGUCACGUCUGGGUAAACUCGUGCUGCGUAUCACUGGAUUUCCAAGGGUCACUCACCAGUGUCAUCAGAGUCAACAACAGGAGGACAGUCACCAUCGCGAGACAAGACACUUAUAUCUUGGCUUUCACCACCCCUGGGACAGAGACUUGUGGAAAAGUUGGAUUAAACAGGCUGUGCAAUUGUCAUCGUGCCCGAAACAGUUGGAUCUGAGCAACGGGGGCCUGUCAAGGAUCCCCGACAGCGCUAUAGCAUUUCCGGCGAUAGAAGAGCUGAUAUUGAGCCAAAACCAACUAACGAACGCGAACAACAAUCUGACAUUGUUGCACAGGUUUCCAAAACUUCGCAUCGUUCAUUUGGAGAGCAACGAGUUGAGGAGGAUACCACGAGAGUUAUUGGAGCUCACAGGAUUGACCUACCUCAAUCUCUCGGACAAUAAAAUCGAGAAAAUUCCGGCCGACAUAAGCCAGCUUAUCAACCUCAAAGAGCUAAUAUUGGAUCGUAAUGGAAUCAAAGAGCUGCCAUAUGAAUUCGUCGAGUUGAAGAACUUGAGAAACAUUUCUUUAGCUGGAAAUUGCUUCACCAGUUUGCCAUCUUUCUUCAACAUGCGUGCCCUAGCAUUAACGGACGUACUAUCAAAAACAGACUAUAAUAAAGGUUGUAAAGAUGAAAAGAAUCAAAAUAAUUUGUACAAAGUGAAUCUACGAAAUAAUCAAUUAAAAGGAAACAUCAUACUUGGAAAUUACGGUAAUUUAACGCAUCUAGACGUCAGUGAAAAUAGCAUUGAGAAAUUGGAUAUCAGUGCUCUUCAAGAAUUAAGAAGCGUUCGUUGCGCGCGAAAUAUUUUAACAGAACUGACGGUCUGCGGGAAAAAUAUUGUUUCUCUUAUUGCUGGAAACAAUAAAUUAAAAAAAUUAACUAUCGAGCCAGUGCCUGUGAAUCUUGAACAUCUAGAUGUUUCUUAUAACAAUUUAGACGCACUUCCGGAAUGGAUACCAGAUCUGCCUUUGUUGCGCGCACUUUUUGCGUCUCACAACGCUUUAACAGCCCUUCCAGACAGAUUACUAACGCAGCCGUCGAGACUGGAAGUUCUUCACUUACCCCAUAAUAGACUGCAAGCUCUUCCGCCACCUAGGAAACCACUAAACAUCGUUCAUUUGACGCUGCAAGACAAUGCACUGACAGCAUUACCAACGAGUUUCUUCAUCAAUACGGAAAAGAUGAAAGUGUUAAAUCUUUCCAACAAUCGAUUGUCAGAACUUCCACACUUUGGAGAAGGAAAUAAAAAUCGACAUAACAAUCACAGCUUGGAGAAAUUAUAUCUCACUGCGAAUUGUUUAACAGACACUGCUUUGGAUGCUCUUGUAAAAUUUACAUCUUUAAGAGUUCUUCAUAUAGCUUACAAUACUUUAGACACGCUUUCAGAAAGUUGUAUAGCUUCAUGGAAAGAUCUAGAAGAAUUAAUAUUAUCUGGAAAUCGUCUUCAAUAUUUGCCAGAUAAUGUGGCCAAUUUACGACAUUUACGUGUAUUGCGUGUCCAUUCUAAUCGACUCUUGACUUGUCCAACAUUUAAUAAAACAGCAUCGUUAAAAGUAUUGGAUUUAGCUCAUAAUCAAUUAGAUAGAGUAAAUUUAGCUACUCUGGUGCCACCGCAACUUCAAUUUCUCGACAUAUCUUGCAAUUCAAGACUUCACGUAGAUCCUAGACAAUUCCAGGUAUACCGGUCUCAACGACCAAUAUCAUUGGUCGAUGUAUCUGGACAGAAUAGACCAAGUCUGCCUUCGCAUCCCCAUCAGCAAGAAAUUGUUUCCUCGGAAAAAGGUUCGGAACAACCUUGGAGAUUAGGAUUUUCAGAAACAGCAGGAUGUAGAGAAAGAUUGUAUGUAUCCCAAGUUCGGAUGCCAUCCUUUUGUAACGUAGAAGGCCUAUUUGGUAUAUUCGAUGGCGGUUCGAACCAAGAAGCACCGAGCGCACUCCAGGAAAUGAUUCCGCGUCUUUUACUAGAGGAGAGAACCGUUCGAGAGACGUCAAAGGAAUACUUAAAAUAUACGUUACUAUCUGCCCAUAGAGAGUUAAAAGAUAAGGGUCAGAAAUAUGGAAUCGAUGCAACUCUCGUGCAUAUUGUUAAAAUACAAUUGCAACAAGGAUAUCCGAAAACACCAACGAAAUAUUCGUUAAAGGUAGCCACUUCUGGAGACGCAAAAGCAGUUCUUUGCAGAGCAGCUGGUCCAUUAAUUUUGGCUCCACCUAAGAAGCUAUCUAUGAAGAAUCAAUUAGGAAACGCAGCUAUGUUUCCUCUUGUUGUUCCCGAUCCUACAUUCGAAGAAGUAGAUUUAGAGGAUGACGAUGAAUUUAUUAUAAUUGGUAAUAAAAAAUUAUGGGAGGUAUUAAGCAUUCAGGAAGCCGUUCGAGAAGCCAGAGCAGAAGCCAGUCCUGUUUUAGCCGCUAAAAGGCUUCAAGAUUUGGCACAAGCUUAUGGAGCAGAGGAUAAUCUGAGCAUUGUAGUUGUACGACUAACGGGACCUAAUCAGGGUGAUUUAGAUCAGUUGAUGAGGGAAUUGAGACAUGCUGUUGGAAAGAAUAGAGGUCAAACUGAGACAAGUUGUCCUUGUCCUUGUUGCAUGCCUCCGGCAGCUCAUAAACCACCGGGACCUUGCUGUUGUCACGCGAACGAAGGCUAUUAUUUGAAUGGCGUGUUAAAAAGCAUAGUGAAUAGGUCAAACAAAGCUCACAAUGGAUCCGGUAGAUAUUUUAAAAACCGUCGACCAACACAAGAAAAUGAAAGUCCUCCAUACAAAGAUGAUAGAAGUUCACCAAGUGGUCAAUCAGACCAAGCUAGUGAUAGUACUUUGAAAUCGAGAUAUCCUUCUGGUAGAGUUUGGUCUGGAAGUGCCGCUUCUAGAGCCACGAACAAAGCUCGUCAAAGUGUUCUUGUGAAUGAAAACAGUACAAGAAAGAUAUCAACUACUUUGACGGCUCAAGAAGACACUAUAUCCGAGAGAUCUGGCGCUUUGAGCGAAGAGCAAUUUCGUUGCUGGGAAUAUAUGCUGGAGCAAAAUACUCAGCUCUUGUUCGACAAGGAAUUAGAUACUUUAACGAAGACUCCACUACGACGAGGUCAAUCGAGAUCCACGCCUCAAUUAGCUGGUAAUUUGCCUUUUCUAUCGAAGAGGUUUGGAAGUGCCAGAUCCUUUAAUCCUUCUCUACCAAGACCACCCAUUGUUCGAUUCGGUAGCGGAAGAAGAUUACUUAACGGAGGUCCAAAUGCGGCUUAUUUUGGCAGCUUACAGAGGUUGAUGCCGUAUAAUCUUGAGUAUGAUUUUGCCGUAAUUCAAGAAAGAAACGGGUUAGACUCAUUAGAGCAAGACGCAACGAGAAUGCAACAAUAUUGGGGAGUGGCUACGACUGAAUUAUAAUUCACAAGUUAUAUAAAAUUAUGAUAUUGAAAGAUAUAUGCAUUAUUGUUAUUUAUAACAGAUGUGAAAUAUUAAAAAUUGAACUCAUACUUUAAAUAGAAAAACAUAAAAAGUGGCAAUAAAAUGUUGUAAAUCGAUAAAACACGAGAUGUUGAGCUUUAAAUGAUUGCAGCAAUCUGAGAAUUAUUUAUUUGAAAAAGGUAUCUCGAUAGAAAUUAUAGCAUUUAUUUUGUUUUUCGCGAAAGAAUUUCAUCGUAAAGAUAUCGAAAAAAUACUAAUAAAAUAAUGAUUUUAAAUAUAUUAUUUCAAAUGUAUUAUAUAUUAAUGCAUUUUAAGAAUUUUAUAGAAAAAUUUAUUAUUUUUCUUUAUUCUUAAAACAAAACUUAUUUAAUUAAUUUUUUCGCAAAAAAAAAUUAUUAUUCAGAUUUUUAUUAUCCUUACAUACUGGAUAUAUAUUUAAUAUGGAUCAUUAUGUUGUUAAAAUAAUUAUUGAAGUCAUUUACAUUCUAAACUUAUACGAAUUAUUAUCGAAGAUGCAUAUUGAAACAAUAUCUUUUUAUAUUUAUUUGUUGAGCAGAAAAAUAAAAAAUGUUCGUAAUUAUAUAAUUUUGCCAAAUAUAAACUAAUAAAUUAUAUUAAAUUAUAUAUUUUUCUAAAUGUUGCAUAAAUAUAAAAUCAAAUUUAUGAGUAUGCUUUUUUAAAACAUAUAAAUAUAUAAAAAGAAAUAUAAAUAAAUAUAAAAUAUGAAAUAUCAUUAUAAAUUGUAAAUAUGGAUUUAAAAACAAAAAAAAAUUGAAUAAGAACAUAGUAAAGUAUAUUUAAAUGUUGUAUAUAUGUAUGUAUAUAAGUAUUGUAUUUUAAGUAUGUAUUAUAUUUUGAAGUUUACGUGAAGUAAAUGUAAACAUAAAUUUUCAGUUGAAACGACUGAUUAAGAUAAGUUAUCAUGAAAGACUAGAAAGCUAAACAUUUAGCUUUAAGAUAUAUGUUUCUACUCAAGCAACAAAUAAGAUCUCAUUAUUUGUACAAAGUAUACAUAUUACAAUGAAUUUUAGAAAUCCAUCGAAAAUAAUUUUGAAAUUAUUUUUCAAAUAUUAAAUUCUUUUAUUCUCGUUUUAAAUGAACAUUCUGUGAUUUAUUUUUCAUUUCUAUAAAUUAAUAUAUAUAUAUAUGAAUAAGAAAAGUUAUGUAUUAUAUAAAAAUAGAAUUUUAAUUCUGAUUUGUAAAAAUUAUUCAAUCUCCUAUAACAUUUAUAAUCAAGAAUAUUUUUAUAUUGAUUAUAAAAUAUAAUGACUAUUGUACCUGAAGCUAUCAAAUAAAUGACAAAACAACAGAUAUUUAUUAUAUCAAAAUAA